AUGACACCAGGAGACUUGUCCUUCGGCCUCACGGCCGGAGGUCGCGCGGUGUCUCCGCACGUCUCCGGUGUACGUACAGCCGAGCCGCCCGCGGAGGACGGGCACAACGUCGAGUUCAAUCGGUCGGACGACCUUCCCGCUUUUCUCCAAGACCUCCAGAAACAGUGCGUUUCCUCCUCUUCUGCCUUUGCAUCGAAGCCAUUCGGUGAUGCCGCGAAACGAAGGGGACGGCGACGAUGCGGCGCGGGCGCCGAGGAACAGCCGACCAGUUCCGGCAGCGCGCAGGUUCCCCUCGGCACACUCUCGGCGGCUGCCGCGGCGCUGUCUCGGGACAUCGAGAGGAGACAGAAAAGGGCCGAAAGGAGACAAGGCGAGAAGGAAUCUCCCGUUCCGGACGCUCCAGGAGGCGACGCCAGCAGCGAGGAAGAAGACGAGAUCGGUUCGCGCGCGUCCUUCGUCAGAGCUGCCCUCACGCAGCGACGCGUGAAACGGGAGGAGACGCGGGAAGACGCCAGGGCGGCAAGUGCGCAGGAGAGGCCCGCGAGGAAGAGAAACGCAGAAGCGGCCGGAGCCGAGGAAGAGAACAGCCGACAGAAGCGAAGAAAGAAAAAGAAGAAGCAAACUCUCGGAGAGCACAGGGAGAGCACGGAGGUCGUCGCCGACAACAGAGCAAUCGAAGACGAGAGUGAGAAACGCGCAAAAGGAAAAACGCUCGGAUCAACGGUCGACACUGAGGCAGACGAGCCUACGAGGACUGAGGGGAAGAAGGCAGCCUCAUCAGGGAAGAAGGAGAAGAAACGGUCAGCGACAGACGCGCGUCUGAAUGUGCAGCUGCAGGCUACUGGUACAGGCAAGAACACCGAUGAGCCCCAGAAUCAAAAGCAGCGGAAGCGGAAGGAGCGCCGGGAAGCGGCGACAGACUCGAUAAAGAUCAUGAAUCCGACAGGCCACGGGCAAGCAAAGAAGGGCGGCGGGGAGGAAGAGGGAGGCGAAGAAGGUUCUUCGUUGGCCGCCGCAUCUCGCGCGAAAGGCCAGCAUGCAUCUGUCUUUAGAGAGAAGAGUGGACAGAAGAAAGACGCGAAACGCGGCGUUCAAGGAUGGGCCACAGCUCCCCGAAACCGAGAGGGAAAAGGAGACACGACCUCACAGAUCCUCUCUUGGGAGCGAUCGACGGGGAAAACGCUGCAAGGGCGGCUCAUCAAAUUUCGGCGAGUCGUUGGAGAAGGCGAGGACGGCCCGGGACGAAGAAGGUCCAAGACGCGCAGUCGUCAAAAAAACAUCCGCAAGGACAACCGCCCCGAUCACUUGAAACCACCUCACCUACAGCUUGGAUCCAAAGUUCCUGUCUACAAUCUCGGCUCCACGUCAUGA
This is a messenger RNA of Neospora caninum, 1371 nucleotides long. RefSeq lists its product as hypothetical. Bases 1 to 1371 code for a protein of 456 amino acids. The transcript is spliced from 2 exons. NCBI's taxonomy places the organism in Eukaryota, Apicomplexa, Conoidasida, Eucoccidiorida, Sarcocystidae. The record is from RefSeq and is a predicted model, not a curated record.